AAUUUAUUUUCACUUUUAAUAACUAGACCCAAAGUCUCCUUAAAAAGGGCAAGGAUUAGGACCAAAGCCAUUUUAUUAUGUUCGACACCAGCUGCUAUUGUCCUGAUGGCGGAUCCUGCUUUUGACGACCCGAUUCCUAAUCUGGAUACCCUACCUAUUCCCGACGACCCAUUCCUCUCCGACGACUUAGCCUUCUCCGAUCACUAUUACGACGACGUUUUGAACUUCAACCUCGACGACCUCGAUCUUGACAACCUCCUCAAUUCCAUCAAUCCAUCUUCCAAUUCAAUUCAGCCCGACUCUUUCCACGACGAUGCAAAUCAUCUCGAUUUCUCAUCAUCUGAUGUCGUUGUUGAUAUCUCCGGUGGAAAGAGCUCCGAUAAUUCUAAGUGUUUGAACAAUCCGUCAUCCGAGAAUUCGAAUUCUCGUGAUUUCUGUCAGGAAUUUGGGAAUAAUGAUUUUGGUGGUUCCGGGCCUGUUUCGUCUCAGGGUUCUGAUGAUUGUGUUCGGUCGUUCGAUAACUCGCCUGCUUCGGGGAAUCGGGUAGUUGAUCACAAGAGGAAGAAAGAGGAGGAAGAAGGAAAUUCUGUGAUUAGGACUAUUAAGUCGAGGAGAUCGAAUGAGGUUACUGAUCGAUUGAAAUCAAAUGAGGGGGAUGAUGAAGAUGAGAAGAAGAAAGCUAGGUUGAUUAGGAACAGGGAAAGCGCGCAUCUUUCUAGACAGAAGAAGAAGCAGUAUAUCGAGGAGUUGGAGGAUAAGGUAAGGGCUAUGCAUUCCACUAUUCAAGAUUUGAAUGCUCGAAUUUCGUAUUUUGUAGCUGAAAAUAAUACUUUGAAGCAGCAAAUGAAUUGUGGGUCUAUUGGGCCACAGCCAAUGGGGAUGUAUCCUACUCCGGCAAUGGCUCCCAUGGGUUUUCCAUGGGCGCCUUACCCACCUUAUUAUAUGAAACCACAGGGAUCACAAGUUCCAUUGGUUCCGAUUCCUAGAUUAAAACCUAAAGUGCAACAUGAUAAGAUUAGUAAGAAUGGAGAAAGUAAGAGGAAAGAGGGUAGAAGUAAAACAAAGAAGGUGGCGAGUGUUAGCUUUCUUGGUUUUCUGUUCUUUAUCUUGCUUUUUGGCGGACUAGUUCCUAUGGUAAGUGUCAAACAUGGAGGUUUGACGGGAAUGUGGUUGGGUCGGUCAGAUUAUGAAGAGAAUAGAUUUGGCCAGGAACAUCAUGUUGGUAAGGUUUUGGUGGUCAAUGGAACUGAUCAUGACAGUGGAACAAGAUUUUCGGGUAAAAAUCUUGACAACGGGAACAUGAAGAAUUAUGAUAGUAAUUUUGAUUGUCACCGAGGUCAUUUUGGGGCAGCAAGGGCAAAUAUGAAGCAGACUAGUUCUGAGGAUUUUGCUCCUUCAGGAAAUGUUAGUGAUCGUCUUGUUGCGUCUUUGUAUGUACCGAGAAAUGAUAAGCUUGUUAAAAUUGAUGGCAAUUUGAUAAUUCACUCUGUUCUUGCUAGCGAAAAAGCUAAAUUAUCUAAUGAAGAUGGACAAACAAAAAAUGGUAAAAAUAGUUUGGCUGUACCUUCCAGUUUGGCGCCUGCAAUAUCUUAUCCAGGAGGGCAGAAUAUUGAAAAUCUGCCGCAUCUAUACCGAAGUACAGCCGGGCACAAGGUUCUUCCUUCUGGCAAGGAUGAUCCGAAUUCAGCACCACGGAAUGGUGAACUACAGCAAUGGUUUCUAGAAGGUCUUGGAGGACCCGUGCUACGAUCUGGCAUGUGCACUGAAGUAUUUCAGUUUGAUGUAUCUCCAACUCCAGGAUCUAUAACUCCAGCUAAUUCAGUGAGGAAUGUUUCUGUGGAAGAAAAACGAAACUCCACACACCUAAACAAGGGACAGAAUAGAAAGAUACUUCGAGGUCUUCCUAUUCCGCUUCCAGGCUCAGCCAAUAACAUUAGUGAAGAAAGUGGCCGUAGUAAUUCAAAGAAGGACAAGUCCAACAGAAAUAGUACUUAUUCACCGAUGAUUGUUUCUGUUCUUGUUGAUCCAAGGGAGGCUGGCGACUUUGGUGCUGAUGGUAUGUUGGGAACAAAGCCUUUAUCGAGGAUAUUUGUUGUUGUGUUAUUAGACAGUGUCAAGUAUGUGACUUAUUCGUGCAUGCUUCCAUUCAAGGGAUCUAAUAUGUUAGGGACUGCUUGAGAAGUGGACGUAGGGAUUCCGAAGGAAUGGAAAAAGUGUAGUAACAGUCCUGAUCAAAUGUAGUAGAUAGAAUUUCUUCUAAGAAUGGUUUUGUAGCCUUUAAAGAUCUCUUUCCUGUAACUAUUAUCGUUUUAUAUUUUGUACUAUACAUAUUUUACAUUUCUUCUGCCCCUAAUGUUUGUGCAAAUUUUCAGUUGAUUGUU
Messenger RNA from Daucus carota subsp. sativus, 2381 nucleotides. Its product is annotated as bZIP transcription factor 17. The transcript is spliced from 2 exons. Lineage: Eukaryota; Viridiplantae; Streptophyta; Magnoliopsida; Apiales; Apiaceae. The record is from RefSeq and is a predicted model, not a curated record. Gene Ontology annotation, molecular function: DNA-binding transcription factor activity. Bases 106 to 2178 code for a protein of 690 amino acids. Gene Ontology annotation, biological process: regulation of DNA-templated transcription.